This is a messenger RNA of Malus domestica (apple), 1777 nucleotides long. Its product is annotated as vacuolar cation/proton exchanger 3-like. The record is from RefSeq and is a predicted model, not a curated record. Gene Ontology annotation, biological process: intracellular calcium ion homeostasis; calcium ion transmembrane transport. Gene Ontology annotation, molecular function: calcium:proton antiporter activity. NCBI's taxonomy places the organism in Eukaryota, Viridiplantae, Streptophyta, Magnoliopsida, Rosales, Rosaceae. Gene Ontology annotation, cellular component: plant-type vacuole membrane.
UCUUCAUGGGAGGUGGAGAUAGCCGUUGCCAAUGCUUCCAAAUAACAUGGUUAUCCGAAUGGGAUUUUUUAUAUUUUUUUAAUUUCUUCAGAGGAGAAACUCAAGCAACUGCCAAAAUUGCCUAAAACAUUAGUCGAGGAUUGCUGGCUUCUGGAACUUGGGAGAGUGUUUAUGUCCGUCCCCUUGCACCGGAGUUAGAUUUCUAACUCUCAAACCAAAUAUGGCUUCCAACCAAGAAUGCCUCUUGGAAAACGGCAACCUUGUCAAUGACACAAGGGAGGAGGAGGAGGAGGUGAACCACCACCAUGGCAAGACAGCCAGGCAAAUGUCAGCGUCUUCGCUGCGCAGAAAGUCGGAUCCUUCACUAGCAGCUGGUGUUCAGAACCGCCACCUUAGGCAGUUGCUUGUAAAUCUGCAAGUUGUUCUUUUUGGGACUAAGCUUUCAGUUCUCCUUCCCACCAUUCCUCUAUCCAUUAUUGCUGUGUGCUAUGGCUUUGGAAAGCCCUGGAUUUUCGCUCUGAGCUUACUUGCAAUCACCUUACUUGCUGAGCGGAUCAGUUUCCUUACAGAACAAAUAUCAUACUACACUGGUCCAACAGUUGGGGGGCUUCUGAAUGCAACAUUUGGUAAUGCCACAGAGCUGAUCAUAGCAAUAUCUGCUCUAAGCCAAAAUAACAUAGCUUUGCUCAAGUAUUCUCUCUUGGGUUCAGUUCUUUCCAACCUUCUCUUGGUCCUUGGCACCUCCCUUUUCUGCGGUGGCCUUGCCAACCUCAGAGGGGAGCAAAAAUUUGAAAGAAGACAGGCGAAUGUGAACUCUCUCCUUCUACUGCUAGGCACAUUCUGCCACAUGCUACCGAUGUUGCUUCGAUACGCUGGGGACUCUGCAGUAGCAGCGGACCAAACACUCCAAAUCUCAAGGGCCUUUAGUAUCGUAAUGCUACUUUCUUAUACUGCAUUCUUAUUCUUCCAACUGUGGACUCACCAUGGAUAUUUCGAAUCUCAGCAAGUAUCGGAAGUUGAUGGUGAUGAGGAUGUUCAAGAAGAUGCGGCUGAGGUCGGUUUCUGGAGUGGAUUUGCUUGGUUGUUUGUUGUCACUACCAUCACCGCUUUGCUGUCUGAAUAUGUGGUGGGCACAAUUGAGGAUGCGUCAAGAUCCUGGGGUUUGUCAGUCAGCUUCCUCAGCCUCAUCCUUGUACCGAUUCUUGGAAAUGCAGCUGAGCACGCAGGAUCGAUCAUAUUUGCUCUCAAGAACAAGUUGGAUAUAUCUUUAGCAGUCUCUUUGGGGUCUGCAACUCAGAUCGCGAUGUUCGUGGUUCCGUGCUGCGCUGUUGUUGGUUGGAUAAUGGGAGUUAACAUGGAUCUGAACUUCAAUCUGAUUGAGACAGUGUCAUUUGCUCUAGCAGUGAUCACAGCAGCCUUUGCUCUACAAGAUGGGACUUCACAUUAUGUGAAGGGAUUGGUUCUUAUUCUCUGCUACAUUGUCAUUGGAAUCUGCUUCUUCGUAUACGAAACACCCCUCGAUCGAACAAACAAAUAGCUAGCAUCAACUUGAUGACACCAGUCAUGAAUUAAAGGCAGUAUUCACAUCCUUUGAUUGACGUCGGAGAAACUUGAGGGCAGGAUUGGUUCAAGGUGACUCCCAAAAGUGGAAAUAUGCUUCCUUCCUUAGCCUGCGACGAGAUAAAUUAUUUGGGCCCAAUUGAUUUCGUUAACAUUGGCCAGAUUGAUUUGUUAUUCAAAUAAAUGGCUUCCCAGCCCUGGCUACGGUUUUUCUUUU